Messenger RNA from Elephantulus edwardii (Cape elephant shrew), 3874 nucleotides. It is a transcript of the gene GRM8, whose product is annotated as glutamate receptor, metabotropic 8. Gene Ontology annotation, cellular component: membrane. The record is from RefSeq and is a predicted model, not a curated record. Gene Ontology annotation, molecular function: group III metabotropic glutamate receptor activity. Lineage: Eukaryota; Metazoa; Chordata; Mammalia; Macroscelidea; Macroscelididae. Gene Ontology annotation, biological process: regulation of synaptic transmission, glutamatergic; G protein-coupled glutamate receptor signaling pathway. The transcript is spliced from 11 exons. Bases 559 to 3285 code for a protein of 908 amino acids.
AGUGAAGAGGGCUAGAGAAGAGACUGGCUUCGCUCGGAACUCCCUAGGCUUGGAGAUGUGAUUCCCCCAAAAGUUUAUUGGGCGGAUGGGAGACCCGAGGGUGACGGGCGGGGGGCAGUCGCGCCGAGGAUGCUCCGGUGAGGCGGGCGGCAGGAUUCUAGCGCGCUCCUUCUCAGAUCGCCUGUCCGGUGACCUCCUGGAUCUGCUCCCGCGGAACCCGGACUUGCCCCUCAGAGAUGACGAGGAGUAAUUCUGCUACAGGGCUGAUUGCAAAGACGUGAAUACUUGACCUCACGCCAACGUCAGAACCUCAGAUGUCAUCCUAACUCCUCCACCAUCCCAGACAAGUUGACUUUCUAUGGAAAUAACAUUGAACCUUCCGGGUCUGAUGGAAAUUCACUGUGACAUUCCAAUCAAGAGAACUGGCUGAAACCCACCGAGCCUUUUCCCCAUGGGCCCUAAUGGUGGCCUCCAGCAGACGCAGCCUCAGGUGGUCCUCUUACUGCUCUGGCAAGAGUGAACGUUGGGGCUGGGUUUGCACCACCACCUGUGGAGAAGAUGGUAUGCGAGGGAAAGCGCUCAGCCUCCUGCCCCUGCCUCUUCCUGCUGACCGCCAAGUUCUACUGGAUUCUCACCAUGAUGCAAAGAACUCACAGCCAGGAGUACGCUCAUUCUAUCCGCAUGGAUGGGGAUAUCAUUCUGGGGGGUCUGUUCCCUGUCCACGCCAAGGGGGAGAGAGGGGUGCCUUGUGGGGAACUGAAGAAGGAGAAGGGGAUCCACAGGCUUGAAGCCAUGCUUUAUGCAAUUGACCAGAUUAACAAGGACCCUGAUCUCCUGUCCAACAUCACUCUGGGUGUCCGAAUCCUUGACACGUGCUCCCGGGACACCUAUGCUUUGGAGCAAUCGCUGACUUUCGUGCAGGCGUUGAUAGAGAAGGAUGCUUUCGACGUGAAGUGUGCUAACGGGGACCCGCCCAUUUUCACCAAGCCCGACAAGAUUUCUGGCGUCAUAGGUGCUGCAGCCAGCUCCGUGUCCAUCAUGGUUGCUAACAUUCUAAGACUUUUUAAGAUACCUCAAAUCAGCUAUGCAUCCACAGCCCCAGAGCUGAGUGAUAACACCAGGUAUGACUUUUUCUCUCGGGUUGUCCCGCCUGACUCCUACCAAGCGCAAGCCAUGGUGGACAUUGUGACAGCGCUGGGGUGGAAUUACGUGUCGACGCUGGCGUCUGAGGGGAACUACGGAGAGAGCGGCGUGGAGGCCUUCACCCAGAUCUCCAGGGAGAUAGGCGGUGUUUGCAUUGCUCAGUCACAGAAAAUCCCACGUGAACCAAGACCUGGAGAAUUUGAAAAAAUCAUCAAACGCCUCCUAGAAACGCCGAAUGCUAGAGCAGUGAUUAUGUUUGCCAAUGAGGAUGACAUCAGGAGGAUAUUGGAAGCUGCAAAAAAAUUAAACCAAAGUGGUCAUUUUCUCUGGAUUGGUUCAGAUAGUUGGGGAUCCAAAAUUGCUCCAGUCUACCAGCAGGAGGAGAUUGCAGAAGGGGCUGUGACGAUUUUGCCUAAAAGGGCUUCAAUUGACGGGUUUGAUCGAUACUUUAGAAGCCGCACGCUUGCCAACAACCGAAGAAAUGUGUGGUUUGCAGAAUUUUGGGAGGAGAAUUUUGGAUGCAAGUUGGGAUCACACGGGAAGAGGAACAGCCAUAUCAAGAAGUGCACAGGGCUGGAGCGCAUUGCACGGGAUUCAUCGUAUGAGCAGGAAGGGAAGGUCCAGUUUGUCAUUGAUGCGGUCUAUUCCAUGGCAUAUGCCCUGCACAAUUUGCACAAGGAUCUCUGUCCCGGGUACAUUGGCCUGUGUCCACGGAUGAGUGUCAUCGACGGGAAGGAGCUCCUUGGUUACAUCCGAGCUGUCAAUUUUAAUGGUAGCGCUGGAACACCUGUCACUUUUAAUGAAAACGGAGAUGCUCCUGGACGUUAUGACAUCUUCCAGUAUCAAAUAACCAACAAAAGUACCGAGUACAAAAUCAUUGGGCACUGGACCAAUCAGCUUCAUCUAAAAGUGGAGAGCAUGCAGUGGGCGAACAGGGAGCUCGCUCCCCCGGCUUCUGUCUGCAGCUUGCCUUGCAAGCCCGGGGAGAGGAAGAAGAAGGUGAAGGGGGUGCCCUGCUGUUGGCACUGCGAGCGCUGCGAGGGUUACAACUACCAGGUGGACGAGCUCUCCUGCGAACUCUGCCCUCUGGACCAGAGGCCCAACGUCAACCGCACGGGCUGCCAGCUCAUCCCCAUCAUCAAGCUGGAGUGGCAUUCUCCCUGGGCGGUGGUGCCCGUGUUCAUCGCCAUCCUGGGCAUCAUCGCCACCACCUUCGUGAUUGUCACCUUCGUGCGCUACAACGACACGCCGAUCGUGAGGGCUUCAGGCCGGGAGCUCAGCUACGUGCUCCUCACCGGCAUCUUUCUCUGCUACUCCAUCACCUUUCUGAUGAUCGCAGCCCCGGACACCGUCAUCUGCUCCUUCCGGAGGAUCUUCCUGGGCCUGGGCAUGUGCUUCAGCUACGCGGCCCUGCUCACCAAGACCAACCGCAUCCACCGCAUCUUCGAGCAGGGCAAGAAGUCCGUCACGGCCCCCAAGUUCAUCAGCCCAGCGUCGCAGCUGGUCAUCACCUUCAGCCUCAUCUCCAUCCAGCUCCUCGGGGUGUUUGUGUGGUUCGUGGUGGACCCGCCCCACAUCAUCAUAGACUACGGGGAGCAGCGGACCCUGGACCCCGAGAACGCCAGGGGAGUGCUCAAGUGUGACAUCUCGGACCUCUCACUCAUUUGCUCCCUCGGAUACAGUAUCCUCUUGAUGGUGACUUGUACUGUUUACGCCAUCAAGACACGAGGCGUCCCAGAGACUUUCAACGAGGCCAAGCCCAUCGGGUUCACCAUGUACACCACCUGCAUCGUCUGGCUGGCCUUUAUUCCCAUCUUUUUCGGCACAGCCCAGUCCGCAGAGAAGAUGUACAUCCAGACGACAACACUCACAGUCUCCAUGAGUUUGAGUGCUUCGGUUUCUCUGGGUAUGCUCUAUAUGCCCAAGGUUUAUAUUAUCAUUUUCCACCCAGAGCAGAAUGUUCAGAAACGCAAGAGGAGCUUCAAGGCGGUGGUAGCCGCAGCCACCAUGCAAAGCAAACUGAUCCAAAAGGGAAACGACAGACCAAAUGGCGAGGUGAAAAGUGAACUCUGUGAGAGUCUUGAAACCAACAGUAAGUCAUCCGUAGAGUUUCCGAUGGUCAAGAGCGGGAGCACUUCCUAAUAGAUCUUCUUCUACCAAGACAACAUAUAUCAGCUACAGCAAUCAUUCAAUCUGAAACAGGGAAAUGAUGCAAUCUGAAGAAAUACACUAUGUGAUCUUCAACAAUGAAUCGCCAAAAAACUCACUCCUGGACAUCUCUGUAGACUACAAUCAAUCGAACCUAUAGUCAGUCUCUUAAGGAACAAAAAAUUAGCCACGAGCCAAAAGUCUCAAUAACGGGGAUUGAGGAAACCUGUUUUACAACAUACAAUCUAUGAGUGUAAAGCUAAAGUAUCGCUUACUCAUGAGAAGUAAAAAAAAAAUAAAAAUAAAAAAAUAAAAAAAGGAAACCUAAUGUUAGCUUGUGAAAAAAAAUGCUGUUGAAACAAACCAUGUCUGAUGUUAUUCUUGUAAGUAUUUUUCUGUGACUGUGAGAACUCCCCUUCCUGUCCCACUUGUUCAACUUGUAAAGACGAUGAGUCUGUUUCUUGUACUGGCUGACCGGAUUGAAGCCCUGGGUUGUGCUGAAAAAUAAAUGCCAUGGUUGACGCAUGCAAUUUUUUAUACAAAUAAUUUAUUUCUAAUAAUAAAGGAAUGUUUUGCAAAUGUU